GGGGUGUUCCGCAGAGAUGUUAGGAUGGCCGGAAGUCGCCAGGUCUCUGCCCCUGCUGAUCCUGUGGAUGUCUGAUGUCCUGGGACAUGGUAGACUCAUCGAACCGCCCUCCCGAGCAUCCAUGUGGAGAUAUGGCUUCAAAUCCCCUCCAAACUACAACGACCACGAGACCUACUGUGGAGGGUUGUACCGCCAAUGGGUGCGAAAUGGCGGGAAAUGUGGAGUCUGCGGGGAUGCUUGGGACUUACCUCAGCCACGGCCCCACGAGGCAGGAGGCACGUAUGGUCAAGGCAUUAUCGUCCGAAGAUACAAGAAAGGAUCUCCCUUUACCAUCAGGGUGGAGAUCACCGCUAAUCAUCGUGGACAUUUUGAGUUCAGACUUUGCAAACAAAACAACCCCCAAACUGUGGUUACUGAAGCAUGUCUUGAUCAAAACGUACUGAGAAGAGCCAAGAGUGGCGGAGAUAAGUUUGCUGAGAACAAUCAUCCCACCAAAUACUUUUUAGGCCCGGAGAGCAAGGUGUACGAGAUGAGAUAUGUGUUACCUCCAGACCUGACCUGUACCCAGUGUGUAUUACAAUGGAGGUAUAUAGCGAGCAACAACUGGGGGCGUUGCGACAACGCGACGAGCAGGAUAGGAUGCGGUCCUCAGGAGGAGUUCCGGGCCUGCGCAGAUAUCUCCAUCGAGGACAAGGACGGCAACGUCGACGAGACACCCUUCGAGGACGUCCAUGGAGAGAAGACUCCAGCAGAGGAAGGAACAGACGAGAGCGAAGACAACGAGGUUGGCAGCUUCCAGGCUGCCGAAGAAGACAAAUUCUGGAUCUCAUUGAUCAUCAUGCUAGGCGCGAUGACCCUAGCUUUGUUCAUCUACAUCAUUAUAUUCUUAUAUUUUUACGGUGUAAACAAAACCGUCAAGCCCUGUUGGCAUUCAACGUUAAAAAGUGUGAGGCACACGUUAAAACCCGGUAGCGUUGCCCCUGUACCUCCUCCCAGGAAGCGGGAGUCCCAAAAUAGAGACACUGAGAUAAUGCAUGCGUAGCGGGUACGUAGUUGCACACAAUAUUCUCCCAAUAAAAAAUUAAAUACGAUUUUGCGUGUGUAUAAGUAUAUUGUAAUGAUAAUAAGAUGUCCGUUUCA
Molecule: messenger RNA, 1140 nt
Organism: Macrosteles quadrilineatus (aster leafhopper)
Lineage: Eukaryota; Metazoa; Arthropoda; Insecta; Hemiptera; Cicadellidae
Exons: 4
Coding region: 17-1042 (341 amino acids)
Source: RefSeq, a predicted model, not a curated record